AUGCGAGCGAUUCUUAUAAAAGAUGGUAGUGGUCCAGCGGAGAAUCUUUACUUGGGUGAAGAAGUCACUCCUUCGCCUGGGAAAGGGGAAGUACAGGUGAAAACAUUCGGUCUGAAUCGCAUGGAUAUCUUACAAAGAGAAGGGAAAUAUCCUUUACCUCCUAAAGCUAGUAAGACCAUCCUAGGCGUAGAGUUCGCAGGUGUUAUUUCGGAAGUUGGGGAAGGAUGUGGGAGGAAAGUUGGAGAAGAAGUAUUUGGUUUAGCAUAUGGUGGCGCUUAUGCGGAAUAUAUCGUUUGUCCAGAAGUCAUGUUAAUCACCAAACCAAAAGAAUUAUCUUGGGUGGAAGCUGCCGCUUUACCCGAAUGUUGGAUGACAGCCUUCCAAGCGCUCUUCGUGGAAGGAUCUUUCAAGAAAGGACAGACAGCUCUGAUCCACGCUGGCGCUUCAGGCGUAGGAGUAGCCGCUAUACAGCUUGCCAUCCAUGUCGGCGGCGCAGAAAAGGUUUUCUCCACAUGUGGGACGGACGAAAAAGUUGAUUUCUUACAUAGGUUGCACCCGGACAAAGUGGUGGCUAUCAACUAUCGCAAGCAGAACUUCGAAGAAGAAAUCAAGAAACAUACCGACGGAGUAGACCACAUUAUUGAUUUCGUCGGUCGUAAUUACUUUACUUCCAACAUUUCUCUCCUCCGUCGAGACGGUACCCUCAUCUUUCUCGCUCUCCUCUCCGGACCCACUUUGGCAGAAGGUACCAACAUCUCUCCUAUACUGUACAAACGUCUCACCCUUCGGGGGACCACUUUGAGAAGUAGGGAUGAGAAUUAUCAGGGGAAUUUAUUGGGUAGGUUUAGGGAUGAAGCUUUACCUUUGAUUGUCAAAGGUGAAAUGAAGGUGGAAGUUCAUGAGGUGUUCGAUUGGAAGGAUGUGAGGAAAGCUCAUGAAGAGAUGGAAGCGAAUAAGAAUAGUGGCAAAAUUGUAUUUGAGAUCACUAAAUAA
Molecule: messenger RNA, 993 nt
Organism: Tremella mesenterica DSM 1558
Lineage: Eukaryota; Fungi; Basidiomycota; Tremellomycetes; Tremellales; Tremellaceae
Exons: 8
Coding region: 1-993 (330 amino acids)
Molecular function (GO): oxidoreductase activity
Source: RefSeq, a predicted model, not a curated record